Protopolystoma xenopodis is the source of this 483-nucleotide messenger RNA. The record is from the annotation of a GenBank genome assembly. Lineage: Eukaryota; Metazoa; Platyhelminthes; Monogenea; Polystomatidea; Polystomatidae.
AUGGAUUACGUCGGAGUGGAUGGCUCGACGGUAAAGCUGGCUCCGCCGCAUGAAUUCGGUCACCGUGCCAUUUCCUACGACCUCAUAAACAAUGUAAACUCUAUUUUGAACCAUGUGCACACAGUUGGCAGUGACGAACCUCUUGUAUUCGAGACAGGCACCUAUUGGUGCCCAAGCGGGGCCGGCACCCAAAACCAUGCAAACGCCAAUUCCUACCAUGGCCAAACGAGCUUCUAUUCAUCUCCUGCAUACUCCUCGGUCUAUCAUCCAUGGAAUAUGCCCGGAGGACGAUCCGCUCCCGAGGCUGCCUUCAACUUCAGCACCAACGCGGGUAUUGGUCCGAACCAGCCAAGUUCUGUCUGGAGUUACAUGACGCCCAUGGCUUCAGGCCAAUCCGAAUUCUCGGGGCCCUGUCGUUCCUGCUAUCCACAAGGACAAAAUAUCACCUUGCAGACCGGUGAGCAAUGGAAUCGGAUCGGCUGA